AUGGAAGUUGACAGCCCACCCGUAAAAAUGUCGGAACUGUUACGGGAAUACUCGGAGUUUUUACGGCAAUCGGAUGAUGAGGCUGCGAAACGUAUGGUCACCCGCGUCGAAGGGAUUCUCGUGGCUACAGAUGACUCUGGUAGAAGUACACCUCACUUUGCGGCAGUUGGAGGCUGUUUGCCCAUUCUACAGUUAUCCAUCUCGCAGGAUAAGUCGGCUGCAAAUCGCACUGAUGAGAUGGGCUGGACUCCUUUGAUGAUCGCAGCGUCAGCAGGAAGAGUCGAAAUUGUGCGAUAUUUGUUGUCUCUUACACAGGUCGAUGUUAAUCACAGAAAUGUAAAUGGUCAAACUGCAUUGCAUUACGCUGCUAGCAAGAAUCACAGAGAGAUUGUGCAUUUACUUCUUGAAGCAGGAGCGGACGUUAAUGCUUCAGAUAAGUAUGGCGCAACACCUCUUCACCGCGCUGCCAGUCAGGGCCAUGACAAG
Messenger RNA from Cooperia oncophora, 486 nucleotides. The record is from the annotation of a GenBank genome assembly. NCBI's taxonomy places the organism in Eukaryota, Metazoa, Nematoda, Chromadorea, Rhabditida, Trichostrongylidae.